GCAAUCGACUCCCCUGCUUCCUCAACAUCUUGAGCUCCUGAGGUUUGCGCGGAAUAACUCUAAGGACCAAAUGGCGAGCGGCCAUGGCAGCAAAAGAUCUCUUGAAAUAGAAGAGCCAUCAUCGCUCCUGGCAAAACGACCGCGAUGGAGUUCAUCUAGCCUCGACGAUGGUUUCCGGCACGAAGAUUAUACUGUCGGCUGGAUCUGCGCUCUUCCCAUAGAGCUUGCGGCCGCCAAAUCUAUGCUCGACAGAGUUCACAAGCCUCUGUGUCCCUUACCGGGCGACAGCAAUACCUAUACUCUGGGCAACAUUGGCCUUCACAAUAUCGUACUGGCCUGUCUGCCUUUGAACCAUUACGGGACAAACAAUGCCGCAAUAGUUGCUGCUAAUAUGCGUCGAAGUUACCCGUCGAUUGAUAAGAGAUUGAUGGUCGGCAUCGGGGGAGGGCUUCCUACUACGUCUAGAGAUGUCCGGCUCGGGGAUAUUGUUGUCGGUACUGACGUGAUUCAGUUUGACUUCGGCAAGCAAGUGUCCCCUAACAAUUUUAAGAUAACAGCCACCCCUACUCGGCCUCCUCAGCUACUGCUCACAGCUGCAUCGAAUCUUAAGGCUACCCAUGAGGCGAGAGCGUCUCGGGUUCCCUUCCUUCUUUCAGACAUGAUUCAGCGUCACCCCGCAAUGUGUACUUACGCUCGACCUAGCGACCCCGACUAUUUGUUCUAUAGCACGUAUAUACACGGCUCUCAGGGUGGCUGUGAUCAUUGUGACCCUUCUAAAGCAAGAACCCGAGAUCUAAGGGAUAAUGCGGCUCCGCUCAUCCAUUACGGGAAAGUUGGAUCGUCAAAUACGGUCGUGAAAGACAGCAAGACAAGAGACAAGCUAGCCGAGGAACUCGGCAUCAUUUGCGUCGAGAUGGAAGCGGCAGGGCUGAUGGAUGGGUUUCCUUGCCUUGCCAUCCGUGGCAUUUGUGACUAUGCCGAUUCGCACAAAUCCAAAAAUUGGCAACGCUACUCAGCUGCAGCAGCCGCUGCAUAUGCCAAGGAACUUUUAUUGGAGGUUCCUGGAAACCGGAUUUGCAAAUCUCCUAACGGAGAUUAUUUUACCAAUGAUGUGUUUAUGUCUUUAUACGAAUGUCGCAAUGCUCUACUCAAAUCAUUGGAUUUUCAUCAGAUCGAGUCAAGACACACAAAUAUAAAAUCUGCAUACGAAAAGACCUGUCAAUGGCUUCACUACAACUCAAACUACCAUUCUUGGUUGGACCCAAACCAGCUAUCGCAACAUCACGGUUUUCUAUGGAUUAUUGGCAAGCCUGGCGCUGGCAAAUCAACCUUGAUGAAGUUUGCAUACAAUCAUGCCACAGAGUCCUCCAGAAAUCUUGCCGGUAGUGCAAAUGUCGCCUUCUUCUUCAACGCGAGAGGUGAAGUUCUGGAAAAAUCAACUCUUGGCAUGUAUCGAUCCCUACUAUUCCAGACAUUCCAACAUUUUCCAGAACUUGCGCAUGUUCUCGAUAAGUUCACCUCAAAGUUUCAAAGGUGCAGCGGCGUCUUUGAGUGGACCGUUGAGACACUUCAGAUAAUCAUUUCCGAGGUUGUGGGUGAGCUUGACACGCGGAGCUUGACUCUCUUUAUUGAUGCACUUGAUGAAUGCGACGCCGAACAAAUUCGCGAUAUGGUUGAAUAUUUUGAGGAGCUUGGCAGCAAUGCAUUUCGAAAUAGUACGAAGAUACAUAUAUGCUUUUCUAGCCGACCCUACCCUCAUGUAGACAUCCAAAACCGCAUCCGGUUCACGCUGGAUGAACAACCCGAACAUAGCGAGGACCUGGCCAAGUACGUCCGCGGCAAACUACGGGCUGGCAACAGCAAAUUAGCAACAUGGGUAUACGGAGAGAUCCUACGAAAGUCUGCGGGUAUCUUUAUGUGGGUAGUCCUUGCUGUUGACAUCCUCAAUGGCGUCUUUCGUAACGGCCAACUGUUGCAAGUGAAGAGGCGCCUCCAGGAAUUACCACCCAGGCUCGGCGACUUAUUCAAGGACAUUCUUUGCAGAGAUGGAGAAAACAUGGAGGACCUGCUCCUGUGCGUCCAAUGGAUUGCAUUCGCGAAGCGACCUCUAACAUGUGUGGAAUACUACUUCGCGCUCGCCACAUGUCUUCUCCCAGCUGGUACGGCUGUGGAUGAGUGGGACAGCGAGAUUAUCACGCCCGAAGUCAUGAAGCGCUACGUUCUGAGUUCAUCUAAAGGACUUGCUGAAGUCACAACAUAUCGAAAUACCCAGACGGUAAAUUUCAUUCACGAAUCUGUCCGAGACUUCCUGAUCAAGGAUAAUGGGAUUCAAUCGCUAUGGCCACACCUGGCCGAUAACUUCGAGAUCCACAGCCACGAGCGUUUACGGCAAUGUUGUUACGCAUAUCUAGCCCAUGACAAAUUCAUCCCAGGGGAUUUGCCAUCUGCAUCCUCAAUCAAAAUGAAAAGACUCCGUCAACAGGUUUUAGAUAAGUUCCCUUUUCUCGAAUACGCCUCUGAGUAUGUUUUUCAUCAUUCGGAACAUGCCGCAACCUUGGUUCCUCAAACAACUUUUUUGAGAGAAUUCAACAUCCGGUCUUGGGCUGCUCAGUUUAACCUAUUUCCAACGGCGGUGCAUCGCCGCUUGAGCCCUUCCACGAACCUCAUGAGCAUUUUCGCACGGCUGGGCUGCCCAAAACUUGCCAAACUCGUUUUGGCAUGGAACUCUGGACACUCCGUAUUCUGCCUCUCUUCAGAUCGUAGGACAUAUCCUUUAUUUAUUGCGUUUAAAGAGGGCAACAUCGGUGUCGUUAAGGCAUGUCUUGACGAAGAAGCAAAAGUUCCCUUCGAGGAAAUUGUCAGACUUGACAGGGAGUUCAUCUCACGAGGAUAUCACAAUAGCUUUAACACGCCGCUCCAUUGGGCUGCAAGCAUAGGCAAUAUGAAUUUAUUUCGACACAUUUUGGCUCUGGCAGGUCCUGACGGUGGAUCACGGAAUAGGAACUCCCUCGCGCCUCUGUCUAUUGCGGCUAGAGACGGUCGUGGGGAUAUUCUGCAGCUACUUCUUCAACAGCGCAGUGUUGUCAUUGACCAUACAGAUACCUAUGGGCGGACUGCAUUAUGGCAUGCGUGUAGUAAUGGCCAUGAGAACGUGGUCGAGCUCUUACUUGCGACAGGAAAGGCAGGUAUUAACAAGGAAGACUCCCAAGGACGAACCCCCUUAUCGAAGGCUGUUGAAAAUGGACACCUGGCCGUAGUCAACCAGCUACUCGCCACGGGAAAGGCCAGACCGGACACUCGAUGCGAUUAUGGACGCACGCUGCUAUCGUAUGCAGCCAUCAGCGGAGAUAUCAAGAUUCGAUCUGGUGAUAUAUGGGGAGAAACCCCACUCCUCUAUGCUUCUAUCAACGGGCAUGCAGCAAUAGUCUCUUCCUUGCUGGCAACGAAUAAGGUAAACCCCAACCGGAAAGGCAACCUCGAACGCUCUCCACUAUCCCAUGCAGCAAAGGACGGCCAUACUGAGGUUGUACAACUCUUAUCGUCUUUGGGAAAUGUCAAUCCUGACCCCGCGGACUCGAUGGGAAGAACACCGCUGUCGUAUGCUUCUCAAAUGGGACACAUUGGCAUUUUACAGCUAUUGCUUACGAGGCACGAAGUGAACAUCAAUUCAAGAGAUAUCAACGGGAAGACACCAAUGUACUACGCGGUUGUUGGGGGUCAUAAUGACGUUGUUUAUAUGUUAUCCUCGAGAGACGAUAUCGAACCCGACCGUAAGGAUAAUUCACGGACGUCCCCGUUACAACUCGCCGUCUUAAGUUGCAACCGAGACAUUGCAAGAACACUGCUCGAAACAGGCAAGGUAAAUGGCGACGUACGGCACCCACGCACCGGCGAAUCAAUCAUUCCAUAUGCUUCCGUCGUUCUGAGUACCCCCUCUCACUCAACGCCUACAUCAAAAGGAGUGCAAAGGUUGCAAGUCACAGUCUGCUCCGGCCUCCCUGAGAAAUCCCCUUAUUUUUACGGCCGAGGUGAAGAGCUUGCGCGGGUGAGAGAUUGCCUUGAACCAUCUAAACCAGGCCGCAAGGCUGUUCUAAUCUGCGGGAUUGGAGGUUCCGGCAAGACUCAGCUUGUUCUCCAAUAUAUCGAACAACAUAAAACAGACUACACUGCUAUCAUAUGGAUAGACGCAUCAAAUAAAGAGAAUGCUACCCGAUCUCUUGAAGAGGCUUCUACCAUGAUUGCAAAACAAUGGCCAGCGGACCUUCCGCUACAUAGUAAUGGUACUUCUAAUGCCAUCUCCCAUGUACGACCGAGACUCCAACAUAUGCGACAGCGGAAAUGGCUCUUGGUUCUUGAUAGCGUUGAUGACCCGAAUCACCAUCUCGCCGACUAUAUUCCCCCUUGUGAUUUUGGAUCUGUCAUCGUUACCAGCACAGCAUUUCGAAGCUGCUUUGGGUUUAGGCCUGGAAAGCCCAUUGAGGUUGAAGGCCUGGACACGGCCAGUUCGCUGUCCCUCCUAUACAGAACUUCCACACAGACCGGUACAAGCGAAGAAGGCAAGUCGACA
This is a messenger RNA of Clonostachys rhizophaga, 4567 nucleotides long. The record is from the annotation of a GenBank genome assembly. NCBI's taxonomy places the organism in Eukaryota, Fungi, Ascomycota, Sordariomycetes, Hypocreales, Bionectriaceae.